Messenger RNA from Scaptodrosophila lebanonensis, 3592 nucleotides. RefSeq names its product transcription activator MSS11-like. The transcript has 2 exons. The coding region runs from base 1923 to 2726 and encodes 267 amino acids. The record is from RefSeq and is a predicted model, not a curated record. Lineage: Eukaryota; Metazoa; Arthropoda; Insecta; Diptera; Drosophilidae.
GAGCUAUUAAAUAUUGUUUUGUUUAAGAAAUUACUAAACUUUUAUUGAAUGUGGUUUUAAUAACUUAAGGAAAACAAAAACGAUGCUAAAUACACUCGCUGGCCAAAUAAAAUUGGCUAGUUGCUGGUCUAAAAAUAAUAGCAAUCGCAAGAAACGAGCAAAUGCUACAACCACACCGUAGGCGGAAAAAAAAGAGAGAGAUCGAGAUUGCGCUUUUCUCUCCUUAGAAUUUUCAAAACAUUAACACGAAGCACGAACAAGCUUAAGACGAAGCUAAAAUACUCUUUCCCAAAUAAACAAACGAUAUAAUGAACCGAAGUAUAUUUACUUGUACAAUCCGACAUCGACAGCAAUUUUUUGAGUCUUUGAAUUUCAAUUCAGCAAGCCAUUUCUUUAUAAAUCCAAGAAGAUAAACAGCACAAGUGUCUGUUUAAACUGUUACUGCGCCAAGUUUUGCUCAGAUACGCAAAUACCCUUUCGGAACUUUUUGUAAAGGUGACUCACAGACAAAACAGAAUUGUUUCCUAUUGUUUCCAAUAUUUUUAGAAUUUAAUCAGCCCAGCCCAGAUUUAGGGAAAAUUAAAGCAACCAACUAGAGAACGAGUUUCCAUUCCAUUCCAAAGAUAUCGUAGCAUGGUAGGAAAUACUGGAACUGACAAUAUUACUUCGAAGAAGUAUUCAAUGUGGAAGGUUUUCUAUAUUGUAGCUAUCUGUAUAAAUCGGUUUCUUAUACCGAAUGCCUAUACUCUGGCCUAUUGGCGCCCACACUUCCGUAUUUGUAACAAAGAGUUCAUUUCUGGGAAAGAGUAUUAUUAUUAUUAUGUACGUGUAUUACGUUCCUGCCGCAGCAAACAAUAAUAGACAAUAGCCACCACAGCACAGCACAGCUCAGAAGCCGCAGUCGCAGCCGCAGAGUGGCAGCAUCGAGGGGGCAACCGAUUGUAGCGUCAUUGAGCAGCAGCUCUCCCGCAAACAUCGGCAGUGCGGCCUGUUUCUGAUCGCUGCUCCGUGUUGAGAGUGCGCGUGUGUGUUUAGUGUACUCUGAUGAUCUCUGGUCUGGGCCGUGUCUGCCUGCCCGUACCCGUACCCGUGCCUGUGCCUGUGCCCUCUGCUGUUGAGCACACACUCGUCGGCUACUUUGCGCUGUCGUCUACCGCAGACGCCUUCGUCUUCAUCUUCUGCGGCAAACGUUGCGAUAUUUCCAUUUUUAUAAUUAGUAUUUCUAGCGUGCGCUUUCGUAAAUGUUGCGGUUAUUUCGGCUUGUUGUGUCUCAAUAAAUGCCAUAACCAUUGGCCAGAUUGUUGUGUAUAAAAGGAGUCGAGAACGGCUCGCGCUCGAAUUGAAUGCCAAAUGUUUCAAAGUGCGUGAAGUUUUGGAAGCUGGCAAAUGGAGGAGCAACAUGCCACAAUUGAAAAUCGACCGAGUUGAAAUUGCAUUUGAAUUGAGAUUGAAAUAAAAUGGAACUGAAUUGAAUUGCGAUUGCGAUUGCAGAAUGCAGAUACUGGCAUAGGAAGAUUUGCAAUUGCAAUUGACUUCGUGGGGCUGCUCUUCGUCGCAAUUCGCGCGCUGUUUCUGUUGUGUGGGUCUAUUUCUGUCGAAGCUGCCAAAUAUUUUACAAUUUCAAUUAUUUUUACACAUAAUACGCUCUCUAUAACAUAUAUUAUAUAUUAUACAAGUAUAUGCAAACGCCCAAUGCAGAACAAUAUCUACAUAUGUAUACUUGUAUAGCAGGUACAGAACAACCACAACAACUACAACAACAACAACAACAACGAUAACAAAACUACAAGCAGGAAUUGUUCAACUCAUGAAAUAGACCACCAAGCCACAAAUUGCCAGUCAGCUAGUCAGCCAGUCAACCAACAACAGCGACAACGACAACGACAUUGUCGUCAUAGCCGCCACAGACCCACGCGAAAAAAAUGGCAACAUUUUUGAAUCGUUUUCAUCGCGAGAAAAGCGAAAAGAUCUUGCCAAAUAAUACAAGUAGUAGUGAAAACAGCAAGAAAACAGCUGCUGCUGCUGCUGCCGAUGCUGCCUCUGCCGACUCUGUUGCUACUGCUGCAGCAGAGGCGGUAACAGCAGCGCCAACAGCGCAGCCGCGACAACAGCGACGUUACAUGCGAAGCGCGACUGCAGCCAGCGUCACGCAACUGCUCUCUGAGAGCUGUAACAGUCUGUUGCAGCGUUUUCGACGCAAUCCGAGCGAACGACCUGAUAAUAAACAGCAACAACAACAACAGCAGCAGCAGCAACGCAAUCGUGCAGCGCCCCUAAUUGAGGAGAGCAGUGAAAAUCGUAAAAGCCCUGAGCAUAGCAAUCGGGAAGAAUCCAAGACUCCAACGAAUGACAGCAACAACAACAAUAAUAAGAAGAGAAGCAAAGAUAAGAGCAGGCGCAGACGCAGCUCGGAAAAGUCCUCCAACUCCAACCGAAGAAGUUAUCAGAACGCUGCCGGCGGCGGCAGCGAAGAGCAAGACGCUAUGAGCGAUCGGCACCGACGUUACUAUGGUGGUGGGGGUCUAGGCACCGCCGGCCUCGGCUACCAACCCAGCACAGGUCGCUAUCAACGCAGCACAACAACUGCCACAGGAUCAACAGCGCUGGAUCGCCUCCGCUCGCACCUCAGCCCUGUGGGCGCCUACUAUAAGCCCCUGCUGCGCGGCCUGGGCGGAGGCAGCAGCAGAACGGCUGUGGCAACCGACGAUGUUAGUAUUCCACGCUAGAAACCCUUGGAGACGACAAACCAAUGAGCAAACCCAUGAGUCACGCAAACAUAUUUUGGAAAGAAUUUCAAAACUGCUGGGCAUGAAGUUCGUUAACUGUUCGCACCUGUGCUGUGCAUUCAUUAUAGGUGCUCUGACUCAUGCACAAGUCACUGCCCCAGAUCUGUCAGAACAUGGUUGGCAAUUCCGGCUGGCAUAGGCAGGGAGACAUAAGAGACAGUGCCCAAUGGGGCUUCACUAGUAAGGUGGGCAGCCCAACUUUGCAAGCACAUAUAGGCGCAGGCCUUAUGCUAUGUACCGAGGUGUUUUAUAUACAUAUACACUUUGAUUUUCAUUUCUAUAUGUACUUCUCUACUUGUAUAUCUUGUGCGUUUACGCCGCCAAAUUUAUUUUCGAAUCCGGCUCUCUUGUGCAUAUAAAAAGAUAUUCACAAUUUUACGAUUUCACGAUUCUUUUCGAUGUUGUAUUUUAUAUAUAAACUUUGAAGGUCGGCGGCACACUAGUGGACUUUUGUUUAGAUUGUGUGUGGCUGUGAUGCCCACCUAGGAGGCCAGCUAGUUAGUCAGCAGUCUGGUCGGAGAGAAAGCAACUUUCAGUGAAAACGCCUAAAUUGUGGGGGAAGCCCGAGUCGCGACCCAAGCUGUAAUUUGUAAUUGCCAAAAAAAAGAAACUUAAAUGGGUAAAUGGGUUGUUGGUGGUUAGAUUAGCUCUGGAGGCGGAGCAGGCCAUGCGUAAAACUGCGUGCUCCACACUUUUCCAAAGCUGUUGGGUCGCUGUUGGAUCUGUCGUUUCCAUUGGUUUCACACGAGCGCAACGCUUAAAAGCACUUUCCUCUUUUCUUCAAAUGAACGACUGGCUGACUGACU